AUGGCUGGGCUUCUCUAUGCCUAUCAGUCGAUUGGCGCUAUAUACGGAGAUAUCGGCACGAGUCCUCUAUACGUCUUCUCAGCAACGUUUUCUACCCAGCCGGUUCUGAUUGAUUUGAUUGGUGUUUUGUCACUUAUCAUUUGGGCUUUGUUGCUCAUUGCUACCAUCAAGUAUGUUGGUAUCGUGCUUUGUGCAAAUGAUAAUGGAGAAGGAGGAUCCUUUGCAUUACUAUCAAUCAUUCGGAGACAUGUGCAUCUUGAUUGGCGUGAUGCUAAAGCUAAGCUUGAAGAUGACUGGAGGGAUGGUAAGAUGGAUGAUACAGUCGGAUUUAACGGAUACGUUAAACGGUGGUUGGCGAAUAGCUCUGCUGCCAAACGCGCAAUUACUGUUCUUGCUGUGCUUGGUGUAUGCAUGGUCAUGUCAGGUAUCGUCUCCCUCAACUGCUCCCACAAUCAAUCCUCGGCGCCGUCCAAGGUACCUUUCCAGCAAUGGCUGUGUUCAUUCCCUCCAACUGACAUACUUAUAGGUAUUCAGAUUGCUGCACCGGAUAUCCCGUCCCAUACUAUCGUUGGCAUCACAUGUGCUCUGAUAGUCAUACUAUUUGCACUACAGCCAAUCGGAACAUCAAAACUAAGCAACUAUUUUGCUCCUAUUGUUACAAUUUGGUUAUUGUGCAAUACAUCAUUUGGCCUAUUUAACCUGGUGUUGUAUGACCACACCGUUCUAAAAGCAUUUUCUCCAACCUACGCUGUUUCUUUCUUGCUUCGGAAUGGGCUUUCAGGCUGGAGAUCACUUGGCGGCGUUCUCCUUUCUUUUACAGGUGUUGAAGCCUUGUUUGCUGACCUAGGCGCAUUCUCUGCAAAUGGCCAAGCUGCGUAUAUCAGCGAGCACCUAGACGCAUUCGAGAAUCCGUUAUUCAAGGCCGUCCCACCAGGCCUAUACUGGCCCACCCUUGUACUUUCCAUGAUUACCUCAAUCAUUGCAUCUCAGGCUAUGCUUACUGGCAGCUUUCAGUUGAUAUCCCAAGCUGUUCGGCUGGGGUAUCUUCCUAAACUUACCCGUGUGCAUACAUCAAAGAGGAUAACCAGCCAGAUAUAUAUACCCCUGGCAAACUGGUUUAUGAUGGCCUGCGCACUUGCUGUUACCAUAGUGUACCAAAAUACAACUCGUCUUGGAAAUGCCUAUGGUGUCUGCGUGGUUGGAGUAAGCUUCAUCACAACCUGGCUGGUGACAUUACUUGCUAUUGUUGUCUGGAAUGUUCACUACCUGAUUGUGAUCCCCAUAUCACUAUUCAUUGGACUGGUUGAUACCUUGUUCCUAUCUGCCGCUCUGGCUAAGGUGCCUUCCGGUGGAUGGUUUACACUUGUUUUAGCUGCAGUGCUAACGACAACCCUGCUUGUAUGGAGCUAUGGAGAAGGAUCAAAGUGGGCUGCACGGAAGGAUGAGAGGAUAUCUCAAGCCGUGGUGUAUCCAAACCAGAAUGGCCAGUUGAUACUGCGUGACGAGGGUGUGGAUCAACCAGUAAAGAAAAUAAAAGGGAUUGGAGUGUUUCUGACGGACCAUGAUGCCGGGUCACCUUCGGUGUUCAAGCAUUUUGUCCACAAGUUUGAGUCGAUACACGAAAUAUCUAUCCUUCUUCAUGUUAAACGUGUUCUGAAAUAUACUGUAGCCGACGAGCGCCGAUUCACAUUACGACAAACAGGAAUUCAGGGGCUGUUUCAUGUCACCCUGCAAUAUGGCUACGGAGACACCGUGUCCUGGAACUCCUUUGAAAGAGACAUCCUAAGUGAACUAGGAACCAUCACUCCGGCAUGUCGGGAUGAUCUGGAGCCAGAGUCUCCCACAGCUGAUCUUGGCGAAGAGUCAUCCACCGCCAUACCACUUACCACCAAGAGACCCUCCACAAAAUCUAUCACAUAUAUAGUUGGGAAGGACAAACUCUACCUCCUCCCAACGUCCAACCUGAUCCGGCGAGUAUUUCUAUGGGCGUUCAUCCACCUGAAGAACCGCGAGAAGACGAAGCUAGAUCACCUGAAUGUUCCAGUGGAUAGGUUGCUGGAAAUCAAGUUCUCAAAAGGGAUAUAA
Molecule: messenger RNA, 2085 nt
Organism: Trichophyton verrucosum HKI 0517
Lineage: Eukaryota; Fungi; Ascomycota; Eurotiomycetes; Onygenales; Arthrodermataceae
Exons: 10
Coding region: 1-2085 (694 amino acids)
Biological process (GO): potassium ion transmembrane transport
Cellular component (GO): membrane
Molecular function (GO): potassium ion transmembrane transporter activity
Source: RefSeq, a predicted model, not a curated record